Messenger RNA from Drosophila sechellia, 719 nucleotides. Its product is annotated as cytidine deaminase. The transcript has 3 exons. Gene Ontology annotation, molecular function: cytidine deaminase activity; zinc ion binding. Lineage: Eukaryota; Metazoa; Arthropoda; Insecta; Diptera; Drosophilidae. Gene Ontology annotation, cellular component: cytosol. The record is from RefSeq and is a predicted model, not a curated record. The coding region runs from base 102 to 578 and encodes 158 amino acids.
CUGUUGCAGUAGUUGCCAUUGCGUUGGAAGUGAGAACUGGUGCUGUUUGUUGGCUGAGCUGCUACUUCUAUUGCGAAAUAUUCAUUAACAAUCGCUUGGCCAUGACACAGGUGUUUAUCAAUGGUGCCAGAGACGAUCUCAAUGUACGGGAGUUCCAGAGCCUGGAUCAUUCGAUUCAGGAGCUCAUCCUGGCAGCCACUGAAGCCAGGAAACAGGCUUAUUGUCCGUACAGUAACUUUGCCGUAGGAGCCGCCUUGAGGACCAGCGAUGGCACCAUAUACUCUGGUUGCAACAUCGAAAACGGGGCGUAUGCCACCUGCAUUUGUGCAGAGCGCACUGCAGCCGUCAAGGCCAUCAGUGAAGGCAAACGCGACUUUGUGGCUUGUGCAGUGGUGGCCCAGCAGGAUAAUGGCUUCACCACGCCCUGUGGCGUCUGCCGGCAGUUCCUUUCGGAGUUCGUCAACGGCAAGGACAUCGCCCUGUACGCCGCUAAGCCGACCAAUCUUCCAUUGAGGGUGCUCUGCACCAGCGUUCUCCAACUGCUGCCCAACGGCUUCAGCUUCGCCAACGGAAAAUAGGAAAGAAGGGCCCAACCCAGACCAGCCCAGUCGGACAGGGUGCAAUCCAUGUGCAAUACUUUAUGUGACAUCCCGUUUGUAAUGUUCUGUAAACCCACCCCUCGUUAUUUGUUGAUUGAAUAGCUUAUACAAGCUACUGCA